AUGGAGGAAGAUGAUGGGAUGGAAAGUUUCUCUAUCAGUGAACGUGACUUAGAGUGCGCGUUUAAUCCAGAAAAACGCCGACGAUUAUCUAAAAACAAACAGCUUUAUGGUAUUUGGGCUGAGCAUGAAGAAAGUGAUGAAGACAAUGAACGUGCUGGUUUUGGUUCAGCUGGCUCAAAGAAAUACAACAAAAAUUAUUCUGCACCUGUAGCAUUCGUUAGCGGUGGUGUGAAAUAUGGUAAUAAGAUUGAAGGAGAGAGCAAAUCUGAUGUUGCGAAUGAUAAAGCUAUUCUUUGGAAGAAACCUCAGAGAGAACGUCAUCAGCAAGCCGGUGCUAAUGUCUUCGCUGGACUUCGUUCGUCGUCAACACAUAGUACUGUGGAUCCUGAAAAAUUCGCAGACUGGGCGAAGCAUUCGAAAUCAGAUGUCAUUAUGAAAAUGAUGAGAAAAAUGGGUUAUGUCCCUGGUCAAGGAUUGGGCGCUCAAAAACAAGGAAUUGUGGAACCUAUCCAGGCUAUUCUUCGACCAGGAAGAGCUGCUGUUGGUGCUUAUGGAAGAGAAUCUAAAGGGCCAAAGUUUGGAGAAUCAGGUGCUCAAGCGCAGAAAAGAAUGGAAAGUGUUAGUGACGAUGAAAGGAAGGAGGAUCUAGUGAGCAGGGGAAAUUGGAGGAAAAGUGGCGUUAAAAAAAUGAAGUAUCAUUAUAAAACGAUAGAUGAAGUUAUUGCGGAAGGUGUUUACUCUAAGCCACAGUUUGUUGGAGAUGUUAGCGGUGUAAAGGUAAUCGAUAUGACAGGAAAGGAACAGAAGGUUUACUGUGGUUAUGACGCCUAUGCGGCAAAGACCAGGGCCGUUAAAGAAUCGGGCGCAGAAAGUCUUGCAUUCGAUGUUCCUGAACUCAUGCAUAAUCUAAAUUUGUUAAUUGAUGAGACAGAAAAUAUCAUCCGUCGAAAUAAUCGAGAAAAGCGCUUGCUUAAAGAUCAAACUAAAGUUCUUAAAAAUGAUCGCCAGCAGAUGACGCAAAUGUUGCGAAAAGAGCAUGAAGGACAAAAAAGGGUACAAGAACUGUAUGAAUUUUUGGAAUGGUUCUCUUCAAAAAACGAUGCAGGAGAAAUAACGCUGGAUGAGUGUCGAGAAUUGUUCGAUAAAAUGCAAACAGAAUAUUUCGAGGAAUAUCGUUUGUUUAGAUUGGAAGAAAUAGCUAUUGCUGUUGUUUUACCUUUGGUGCAACCUGAAAAAAUAUUUCAGAUCAAACAACAUUUUUCUGUCUGGGAUGCACUUGAUAGUGCGCAAGUAAAUUAUGGUAUAACUCUCAUGACUGAAUGGAAAAAGAUAUUGGAAAACGAAGACCGUAGUGUAUUAAACUACACGAAGACUUUGGAAAACCUCCCACCGUUUGAACGUCUUAUGUGGAAUGGAUGGAUGCCUGCGAUUAGAAAAGCUGCAUUAAGAUGGUAUCCACGCGAUGAUGCCCAGUCGAUGCUGCAUGUUGUUGAAAGAUGGUUGCCUUUAUUACCUCUAUGGAUGAGAGAGAAUCUCUUAGAGCAGAUAAUAAUUCCUCGAAUAGCUGCUCAAGUAGAUGAGUGGAACCCUCUAACUGAUCGUGUACCAAUUCAUAUAUGGUUACAUCCAUGGCUCGAUGUGAUGGGCGAUCGACUUCAACCGGUUUUUGCUCCAGUUAGACAGAAACUGGCUAAAGCCCUAAAAGAAUGGAAUCCAACGGAUAGAAGUGCCUUGUCUAUGCUUCGACCAUGGAAAGGUUGUUUUGGGUCAUCAACGAUGUCUGCUUUUCUGGCAAUAAACAUUGUGCCAAAACUUGAAAGAGCUUUACAAGAUAUGAUUUACGAUCCUUCGAAAAAUCAAGUACUUUAUUUUUUUUCGACUUCUGCCACUGAG
Messenger RNA from Thelazia callipaeda (thelaziosis nematode), 1893 nucleotides. Lineage: Eukaryota; Metazoa; Nematoda; Chromadorea; Rhabditida; Thelaziidae. The record is from the annotation of a GenBank genome assembly.